UAAUUACUCUAAUAAGAAUAAAAUUUUAAAAAAUAAAUAAAUUUAUCCCCUUUUCUGAGUGGACACUGGACACGGAGCUGAUCGAGAGAGAACCUCCCUCGCUUCUCUUCCUGAAGGUUUUAACUUUUUUCAGAAAGAAAUGGGCUUUUCUUUCCCAACCAGUACCGGUGUGGUUUGCUGUUCUCCGGGAUGGAAGUCUUGCAGCGUCUUCGUUCACUUGGGGUUAAACUCAAGCUGUCCCAGUGGAACUUUAUAUCUCCUCAAAAGAAAAUGCCCACCUAGAAAGUUCCGUGUAGCAUGCUCUUCUUCAUUUUCUUCUGAUCUGCUUUUGGUUAAGGCUGCAAGAGGAGAUCCUGUAAGUCGACCUCCAGUGUGGAUGAUGCAUCAGGCAGGAAGGUAUAUGGCCAUUGAUAGAAAGCUUGCAGAGAGAUAUCCUUCCUUCAGGGAUAGGUCAGAGACAACCGAUCUCAUUGUUGAAAUCUCUAUGCAGCCUUGGGAAGCUUUCCGUCCUGAUGGAGUUAUUAUUUUCUCCGACAUACUGACCCCUCUGCCUGCCUUUGGAUUCCCAUUUGACAUAGAAGAAAUAAGGGUUCCUAUAAUCCAAACACUAAUUCAUUCUGAAGCGAGACUGAAGACUCUGCAUCCCAUAUAUUUAGAGAAACUUCAUUUUGUAGGGGAAUCCCUCAGGUUAUUGCGGUGGGAGGUAACUUCAAGGUUGGUGGACACACUGCUGUUUUAGGUUUUGUAGAAGUACCUUGAACGAUAGCUACAUAUAUAGUGGAAGGGGGUACAACGCGCACAUAUACAAGUUACACAACCAUAAAGACCAUGUGGUAUAGAGCACCACAUGUAUUGAGGGCUCUUCUUUCUCAUUUGACAUGGGCAAUAUCAGACUACAUUAUUUUCCAAGUGCUGGGGCUCAUUGCAUACAAAUCUUUUGAUUCAUGGGGUGCACAACUACCGCCUUAUAUGUGGGAAUGCUGGUCAAAGCCAUAUAUUGAGGAUUAAAGAAUAAGCGUCCUCAGACAACACUUGUUCUCUACGUUAAUGGAAAUGGUCGCCUUCUUGAGCUUAUGAAAGGGACUCGCAUCGAUGUGAUUGGGCUUGACUGGACGGUGGAUAUGGAAGAUGGAAGGAAACAAUUGUGUUGGGAGAUCAGCGUACAGGGCAACAUUAACCCUACUUGCUUAUUUUCUCCUCUUGCUACUCUGGCGGAAGAAAAUAAAAGGUUGGUGAGAUGGUUUUAUUAACAAAUUUCUUUCACCUGUUCCUCAUUGUUGACUGUUAUUGGUCUUGACUCUUGACCCAUCUUUGAUCUUUAGUAUGUGCUUGCCACUGGCUUUCCUGUUGUGGUGUAGCCUAAGAUUAUACAGAUUGUACCUCUACUCAUUCAAGAAAUAGGAGUCGGAUAGGUAUACAUCAUCACGGAACCGCGAGGAAUGGAGUUGUUUAUUCCUCAGGGUAGAUAAAGAUUUAAUAAUUUCUUGACAAAAAUUCCUAAGCAAAAAAUUUUGAAUGACACCUGAGUGUGCAAGCAUGGAUUGUUUUAGAUAAGAUUUGUGUAACAAGGACAGCAUGAAUCUCAUCUGUAGACAUAGUUACGACGUGCCCAACUUUGUAACUUCACAAAAAGGAGUGUUCAUGUAUAGUGUAUGCAUCCAUUAAUGCAGCAUGCUAAUCCUGUGUUUGCCGAUUAAUCCUGCUCUGAUAGAAUUGUUUCUCAGGGUCGUGAGGUGUGAGGGUCAAAGGGGACACAUUCUUAAUUUAGGAAAUGGUGUUCUUGCUAGAACGCCUGAAGAAGUUGCACAUUUUUUUAACGUUGCAAGAAGCUUGAACUAUAUAUGAUGCACCUUCUCUCGAUCAAGAGGUGGAGGUUUCUAAAUUGGCAGCUUGAUGAUAAUAAUCAUCAAGCGCAAGCCAGGUUUGAAGAUAAACAUUGAAGAUGCGGUUACUUAAAUUGACUAAAUCUUCAUCCUUGUCACAGCAUUUUGAAGAUAAAAAUCUCUCUAAUGAUAAUGCAAUAAAGAAGUUCUACAGCACAACCAACGGGCGGGCUUGCAGCCGAACUCUUUGAAGGUUAGGCUUAAGGUUUUUGCCCGGCCUCGCUCGAAGACCGAGUUGGGUAAAGCAACCACAACCCGAGUUUGUACUGUUUAAUAUUUUACUGGAAUCUAUGGUAAUGUAUAUGAAUGGUAAGGCUCAGUUUGUGUAAAAAGAAAGGGAAUGAUACUUUAUACUACAAAUUAUCAAAGUGCUGGUCAUUUUUGAACGGUCCAUGAAUUCAUAAGCUGGACUAACCCAAAUCUAUGAUCAUUAUAUCAUUCGCAAGUUGACACGAUUGACCUGUUUAUUUAAUACAUGAACUUUCCGUGGUCUAGAAA
Messenger RNA from Carya illinoinensis, 2381 nucleotides. Its product is annotated as uroporphyrinogen decarboxylase 1, chloroplastic-like. Gene Ontology annotation, molecular function: uroporphyrinogen decarboxylase activity. Gene Ontology annotation, biological process: porphyrin-containing compound biosynthetic process. The transcript has 5 exons. Lineage: Eukaryota; Viridiplantae; Streptophyta; Magnoliopsida; Fagales; Juglandaceae. The record is from RefSeq and is a predicted model, not a curated record. The coding region runs from base 140 to 739 and encodes 199 amino acids.